AUGGCUCCCACACACUUUGAACAGUGCGCCAGCCACGGCAAGCUGCUGGAAGCCAAGCGCCAGCUCGAGAAAGCGCACCUGAAGAUUCUUCUCAAGGACGAAGCCCGCAACGAGCUCCUCAUCAAAUCUACUGACCAGGGUGUCUACCUGGACUUUUGCCGCCAGAAGAUGACGGGUGAGACCCUUCAGCUUCUUCUGAACCUCGCAGAGGAGCGACAAGUGCCUGCGAUGAUAAAGAAGAUGUUUUCUGGAGAGAAGAUCAACGAGACUGAGAACCGCGCAGUGCUGCAUGUGGCACUUCGCAUGCCCGAAGGCAGCGAGCCCGUCAUGGUGGACGGCAAGAAUGUCCUCGAUGAAGUUCACGCCGUCCUGAGACAGAUUCGACACUUCUCUGAAAAAGUCCGCAGCGGUGAAAUUCGCGGGCACACCGGCAAGAAGCUGGUCAACGUGAUCUCCAUCGGCAUCGGCGGCAGCUACUUGGGCACCGAGUUCGUUCACGUCGCCCUCGCGGCGGAAGGCUUUGCUGCUGAGAACGCUAGGGGCCGCCAGAUUCACUUCCUGGCGAACGUCGACCCCGUGGACGUGUGGCUCGCGGAGAGAGACUUGGAUCCCGAGGAGACGUUGGUAGUAGUCAUCAGCAAGACUUUCACAACUGCCGAGACGAUGAUGAAUGCGCGCUCGCUGCGCCGGUGGUAUCUGAACCACUACAAGGGCGACGAGAAGGCGCUCGGCGCUCACUUCUGUGCUGUGAGCACGAAUCUGGAAGGAACGAGCAAGUUCGGAAUCCAAAAGGAUCGCGUCUUCGGCUUCUGGGACUGGGUGGGCGGAAGAUACUCCGUCACCUCCGCCGUCGGCAUCCUGCCUCUGGCGCUGCAGUAUGGCUGGGCGGUCGCUCAGGAGUUCCUCAACGGUGCGCACGCGAUGGACGUGCACUUCAAAACUGCCGCGAUGGCGGACAACCUUCCGCUGCUCAUGGCUCUCGUCAGCGUUUGGAACAGCACCUUCCUGGGGCACUCGAACGUCGCCGUCCUGCCCUACGCGCAGGCCCUCCUCCGCUUCCCCGCCCACAUCCAGCAGCUCACAAUGGAGAGCAACGGCAAGCGCGUCACAGCAGACGGCCAGACUCUCGACUUCGAAGCCGGCGAAAUCUACUUCGGCGAGCCAGGCACAAACGGCCAGCACAGCUUUUACCAGCUCAUCCACCAGGGCCGCGUCAUCCCCGCGGAGUUCAUUGGCUUCGCGAAGUCCCAGCGGCCUAUCAGGCUCCAGGAGGAGCCCGUUAGCAACCACGACGAGUUGAUGAGCAACUUCUUUGCGCAGCCUGAUGCGCUGGCCUUCGGCAAAUCCCCCGACGAGCUCCGCAAGGAAGGCGUGGCGGAGCACCUCAUAUCCCACAGAACGUUCCCUGGCGACCGCCCAUCCUGCAUGCUACUCUUCCCCGAAAUCUCGCCUUUUCAGAUGGGGCAGCUGCUCGCCCUGUACGAACACCGCGUCGCCGUCCAGGGUUGGAUUUGGGGCAUCAACUCCUUUGACCAGUGGGGCGUCGAGCUCGGCAAGGUGCUCGCGAAGGGCGUCCGCGGCAUCCUCCAGAAGCGUCGCGAAGGCAAAUCGCCCGAGGACGCCGGUCAGACUCACCUCUGCAGCUCGACGAGGAAGAUUUUGGAGCAUUACGUGCAGCUCUCAAAGCAGUAA
Molecule: messenger RNA, 1692 nt
Organism: Besnoitia besnoiti
Lineage: Eukaryota; Apicomplexa; Conoidasida; Eucoccidiorida; Sarcocystidae
Product: glucose-6-phosphate isomerase GPI
Exons: 14
Coding region: 1-1692 (563 amino acids)
Biological process (GO): glycolytic process; glucose 6-phosphate metabolic process; gluconeogenesis
Cellular component (GO): cytosol
Molecular function (GO): monosaccharide binding; carbohydrate derivative binding; glucose-6-phosphate isomerase activity
Source: RefSeq, a predicted model, not a curated record